GCUACUUUUAUUUUGAAAAAUCGGCAAAGAAGUUGAAUCGGAAACAAGGGGACUUAGCACGUACCAACUUGCUAGCCUUUCCCCUCACAUAUCACGUUGGUUAACAUGAGAUGCAACCGUAGUGGAACAACAGAGCCUAAGUGUGGAUCAACGGAUAAACUUGUUUGUUUAGACUUCCGUGAUGUUUCAUACCAGACUUCUCUCAUAUUAGCCACGUAUGCUAAAGGAAGUUAGCCUAGCUCGUUUGCUGGAAAAAGACGCGGGCGAAACUCACUCACCACUCAGUGCUAGUUGCAGUAACCUCUAUUGAGACCAACCUGUAUAUUUAAUGGAGCCAAAAUGUCCAAAUGAACAUGUCUGACUGGUCUUUGUGCUACCCCCUUUACCUGAAAACGUUUGAAUUACCCCCUGGUUUCCUCCGAAGCUAACGGACCUAGCUUAGCCACCUGGAAGCAGACGGUCGUGAAUCUCAGCAACAGCGCGCAUCAGAGCAAUAAGACUGUUUUGACUGGAAUGCGUUCGAGGGAAACGCUGCUGUGGUGUUUUGAAAAUUUGUAAAAAUGUCUGAAGUUCAAACGCUGAGAGCUUUUGUCAACCAGCGACUGACUGCAGCUGCUGAAGAGAUUUUCGAGCUGUUUGAGAGAACGAUAGCGGAGUACGAAGAGGAAUUUUGUCGGCAGCGCAAACUGCUGGACGCUGUUUUCCAGCCUGAAGUGCGCUUACACAGAGAGGACAUCCAGAAGCUGUUGGUGAGCAAAGAGCAGGUUCUGCCUGAGCAGCAGGACAGGAUCUCAAGUCUGGACCAAGAGGAGCCACUAGAGCUGCCAUGCGUUAAAGAGGAACAGGAGGAGAUCUUGACUAGUCUGGAGGAAGAGCAGCUUCAAGGACUGGAGGAAGCCGAUAUCACCAAGUUCACAUUCACUCCAGUGAAGAGUGAAGAAGAUGAUGAAGAGAAGCCUCAGUCCUCACUGCUUCAUAAGAAACAAACUGGACAGAUGAAAACAGAAGCUGAUGGAGAGGACUGUGGAGGACAAGAACCAGCCAGGAGCUCAGAUCCAGAUAGACACCUACAACCUGAUACUCAUGACAAGAUUUCACUUUCCUCUGAGACUCAAACUGAUGACAGUUAUGAUUCGGAGGAGGAGACCAGAAAACCUCAGUCAGGUUUAAACCCUCUGCCGAACAGUGAAGCACCUGUAAGUGAUAUGGAAAGUAAUGCUGGAAAAACACCAUUCAGCCCCUCUGAAUGUGCUACAGACUUUGGCCAAAAGGGACGUCAGGAGGAACACAAACGAAUCCAAACAGGAAUGAGAUUUAGUAGCUCAGGUUCUAGUAAAAGAUACACCUACAAGGAGUCCUUAACAGCUCGCGUGAGACUUCAUUCAGAGGGAACAUUUUUCAGCUGCACAGUCUGUAAGAAAACGUUUCACCAGAAAAGAAAUCUUGUGAAGCAUAUGAGAAUCCACACGAGGGAGAAACCGUUCAGUUGUUUUGUAUGUGGCACAAGAUUUGGACAAAGUUCCACUUUGACCACACACUUAAGAGUUCACGCAGGAGAAAAACCUUUAACAUGCUCAGUUUGUAAGAUAAGUUUUGGUGACACUGGCACUUUGUCGAAGCAUGAGAAAAUCCAUAAGGGGGAGAAACCAUUUCGUUGCUCAGUUUGUAGUAAAACGUUUGUACAAAAGGGACAUCUGAGACAACACUUGAUUGUCCACACAGGAGAGAAACCAUUUAGUUGUUCAAUUUGUAAAAAAACCUUUCAGUGGAGGGGCAAUGUUGUCAGGCAUAUGAGAAUCCACACAGGAGAGAAACCCUUCAGUUGUUCUGUCUGUGGGAAAGAAUUUGCACAAAGCUCAACUCUGACCACACACUUAAGAGUUCAUACAGGAGAAAAACCUUUCACAUGCUCAGUUUGCAAAGCAAGUUUCAGUCUCAGGAGCAGUUUGUACAAACACAGCAGAACCCACACCGGGGAGAAACCGUUUAGUUGCUCAGUUUGUGGUAAAACCUUUGGAGAUAAAGCAAACCUGAGACGACACUCCAAUGUCCACACGGGCAAGAAGCAGUUCAGCUGCAACAUUUGUGAGAAGCAGUUCACUCAGUUCACUAAUUUGAAAAAACACAAGUGUGUUGGUGAGAGCAGCAGAAGUUAAUAAAGUUAAUAAAGCUGCAGGGAUGCUUAUUUGGUGAAAUUCUUUCUCUCUGAAUGAAGUGCUGAGAACAAGACUUGACUCAACACCGAUCAGUUCCAAACUCUGAUACAGUUCCAGGACAAGUCUUUUCAGCUAAGACAAACAAAACUGCGUCAGAUUAUCUUGUUGGUUUCUUGGAACUGUGCUUUUGGAGCACAGUUGUGCUCUGACUGACUCCAACAGGGACUUGGAUUACUCCCAUGAUGCUGCCUAUCAAUGGAUCAAUCACUUUAUCAGAGCACUGGUCAAUAGUCGGUGCCCAAACAGAAGAGGAUCAUCUCUUUAACAUGGAGAACAGAUGGAAGAAGGUAAAUGCUGCUUGUUUCACUGUUUCUCCAUCACAGCAGAACAUCAGUGUGGUGAACCUGGCUGCAUCCUGAAGCAAAGUUUUCAGAAGAGAGUCUCACCCUGAACAAGGAGCCCCAGGGUGAGCAGCAGUAGGAUCAGGGACAUCAUCAUUGUGCUGCCGGCAGGUCAGUGGCUCUGAAAGGCCUGGACAGCCACUGAUCAACACUGGCCUCUUAACGGCUGGGAGCACAGAGGCAGGACACAUAUGCAAACACACAGAGUCAGUGGACUGUAGCUGUCCUCAACAUGUCCUGCUGUUUAAAGCAUUCUCAUGGAGAUUAACGCAAGCUAACAGUACAGAGAGAAUCACUCAUUCACUCUGAAGCACUUUAGUGCAGCUUUGGUUGUUGUUAUUUUCACCAGCAGAGACUGAUGGUGUCAUCUGGUGAUCAAACUUUACAGUACAGCGAGACGUUUUCACUUUAAGACACUGACACUAUGGUACUGAAACCUGUCUGUUGUCACGGUUCAGCACUGAUACCCGCCUGUUGCCAUGGUUACUCAGCUCAGAGGCAGAAAUGAAAACAGUUUCACUGAGAAAGACCCACAGAGCCAACAGCCUCCUCAUUUUCACUGCUUUAGUCAGACUCAGUGACUUUUUGUCCAAAUGUGUCUCAGCAUCAGAGGACAACAGCCUGUCUACCUGCAUAUGUUGCACCUGUUUUCAUUUGGAAAAACACAAACACUGUGCUUUUUUAUUUGGAAGUUUGUAACAAAAAGUUUGUCCUGCGUCUAAAGGUCAAGGUUGUUUUAUUUGGCGUCUGUCUAUUUUCUUUUUGUGUAAUAAACUGCAGUUCAUUUCCAGUUUAA
This is a messenger RNA of Scatophagus argus, 3353 nucleotides long. RefSeq names its product zinc finger protein OZF-like. The record is from RefSeq and is a predicted model, not a curated record. NCBI's taxonomy places the organism in Eukaryota, Metazoa, Chordata, Actinopteri, Scatophagidae. The transcript has 2 exons. Gene Ontology annotation, cellular component: nucleus. Bases 561 to 2156 code for a protein of 531 amino acids.